Molecule: messenger RNA, 624 nt
Organism: Penicillium chermesinum
Lineage: Eukaryota; Fungi; Ascomycota; Eurotiomycetes; Eurotiales; Aspergillaceae
Product: MutT/nudix family protein
Exons: 4
Coding region: 1-624 (207 amino acids)
Biological process (GO): nucleoside phosphate metabolic process; ribose phosphate metabolic process
Cellular component (GO): cytosol; nucleus
Molecular function (GO): ADP-ribose diphosphatase activity
Source: RefSeq, a predicted model, not a curated record
AUGCCAACAGCAAACCUUAGUCCUUCCAAGAUCACCAGCACGGCUCCUCUGGACCCGAAUGAGGCUCGCUGGAUCAAGACCGUGCAAAUUACUUAUCAGGAUCCUAAUGGAGUGGAGCGAUCCUGGGAGUCUGCGGAAAGGACUACUAGGCCCGCCGGCUGUGGUAUCGAUGGUGUGGGGAUCGUCACGAUUCUCCAGAAGGCUUCCGGGCCAGAACUGCUCUUACAGAAGCAAUACAGACCCCCUGUUGAUAAGGUGGUCAUCGAGGUGCCGGCGGGGCUGAUUGAUGCGGGAGAGACGCCGGAGGUAUGUGCUGUCCGAGAGCUGAAAGAGGAAACGGGCUACGUCGGUGUCGCAGAAAAAACGAGCCCGAUCAUGUACAACGAUGCGGGAUUUUGCAACACGAACCUUCAAAUGGUUCAUGUGAGUGUGGACAUGAGUCUGCCUGAAAACCAAGACCCGAAACCCGAGUUGGAGGAGAGUGAGUUCAUUGAGUGUUUCUCUGUUCCUUUGGCUACGCUCUUUGAUGAGAUGAAGAAGUUGGAGCAGGAGGGCUAUGCCAUCGAUGCCCGAGUGGGUACUGUCGCGGAAGGAAUAGAACUGGCCAAGGCACUUAGACUAUGA